Hirundo rustica (Barn swallow) is the source of this 6109-nucleotide messenger RNA. It is a transcript of the gene KATNBL1, whose product is annotated as katanin regulatory subunit B1 like 1. Gene Ontology annotation, cellular component: nucleolus. Bases 144 to 1055 code for a protein of 303 amino acids. Gene Ontology annotation, molecular function: microtubule binding. The record is from RefSeq and is a predicted model, not a curated record. The transcript is spliced from 10 exons. Lineage: Eukaryota; Metazoa; Chordata; Aves; Passeriformes; Hirundinidae.
GGCACUUCGGUCCCUUUCUGAAAUGGUGCCAGCAGCCUCCGCUCGAAGCAAGCGUGUGCAGCGGCGAAUACGUGCCAGGAGAGCAGGGAAGGCUCUGGUGCUGCCGACAGGGAGGACAACAAGCUGGGUGGAUUUGAGAGAUUAUGGCAUCUGAAGCUCACAAUGUUAAAAAACAGAAAGUAUUGCAUAUUGAAGGUCAUCCCGUUGAUCUCCCCAGAAAAAGAAUCUCUUCUUCCACUAAAAAGAUCAUGAAGGAGGGUAAGAAAUCUCCAAAACAGCUGGCUUCAUACACAAACAGAGUAACGGUUGGAAAAACGGUGACCAGUCCACUCUCUCUUUUCAAAGUGGUAUAUUGUAAAAGGAAAGUUCAUUGUUAUACUGCAAAGCCUUGUUACAGAAAGAAACUGUGCCCUAAAUCUAGGGGCCGUGACAUGGCAAAUAAAGAAAAUGAACUGGCUUGUGCAGGGAAUCUGCCAGCAAAACUUCACAACAGUCGUACACACUUGCUGAAUUCUAGUGACUCUGGCUCAUCUCAAACAGAAGGCCCCUCAUCCAAAUACAGCGCAUUUUUUUCGGAGGUUUCUCAGGACCAUGAAACUAUGGCUCAAGUUCUUUUCAGCAGGAAUCUGAGACUGAAUGUGGCUUUAACCUUUUGGAGAAGGAGAAGUAUAAGUGAACUGGUAGCCUACUUAGUGAGGAUACAGGAUCUUGGAGUAGUUGUAGACUGCCUUCCUGUGCUUACAAACAGUUUACAGGAAGAAAAACCAUAUGUUUCAGUUGGCUGCUGUGUAGAUCUUUUGCCUUUAGUGAAAUCCCUGCUUAAAAGCAAAUAUGAAGAGUAUGUGAUAGUUGGUUUAAACUGGCUUCAGGCUGUCAUUAAAAGAUGGUGGUCAGAACUAUCUGCGCAUACAGAAAAGGCAGAAGAUGGAAACAUUCAUAUUUUAAAACAACAGCUAAGUGUUUUGUGGGAACAGGAGAAUCAUCUUACUCUGGUUCCAGGAUAUACUGGUAAUAUAGCUAAGGAUGUAAAUGCUUAUUUAUUGCAGCUGCACUGACAUGAUGGGGAAACAGUGUGCUUAUGUGGUGGAACAAUCCCCUAAAGUAUCCCUGAAAUAUGUACUGAAAGCCUUUUGAGAUAAUACUGGUAGAAGAGAACUGAACUGUCAAGCUCUUUAAUGAAACCACUAACAAAAACCCUAACAAUCUACUUCACAUUGAAGUGGAAAAUUGUCUAGUAGGAGCAACUUUUACUUCAGUGAGGUGAAAGUGCACUAUGAAAACUGUAUGCCUUUGCUGCAUUUGGGAUUCGCUCAGUUACUAGGUAUUCCUUUAAAUGCUACUGUAUUUUACAUCAUCGUGUAAAAGAAGAUGAAUUACACUGUCAUGAAGACAAGACAGCAGAACCAGUUAUAAGGAACCAACAAAACCAAUCAGCAUUAAGAGCUUUUAAAUGUCUCUUUCACAAGAGAACUCCAAAAUGCACAACUAUCUUCUAAUUACAUUAAAAAAUACAAAAAAAUUUGAUAUAUUCAGUUACUCUAUGUUUUAAUCAAAUUAUUAAAGACAGUUUUUGUUUGCACUAUUGAGAAACUAUACAGAAAUGAUGCCUUAAUUACUAGUGUUUCAAAAAGCCAAUGUGUUAAGAUGCAAAUAGCUAUUAUGUUCAGAUUGUGAUGAAAAACUACAAAAAUCAGGGUUUCACAUUGUGUAGUUAAUGAAACAUUGCACAUAUACAAAGAUACAUGUAUGAAAAAUAUUAUAAAUACCUGAAGUUAAGCUUGGAUAAACAGUUAUUGCAAAUGUCAGCAGAAUGGUGAAUUUAUGUCUAACAAAUGUUUUUAUACUGUAUGUGGAUUUCUAACAAAGUAAUCUUGUUCUGUAUCAUCAAACUACAUGCAAAUAAGUAAAUAUAUUAAAUAUAUCUACUGUUUUUUCUUUUCAAGUUCAAAAAAACCAAUUUCUAGAAUAAUCUCUUCCACACUUUUUAUCAUAGAUGUUUGUCUGUUGUUUGAAAUGUUUACAGCCAGGUGAGGCCGUGUUAUUCAAAUCACACCCUUUUUAUACUACCUCCUUUAAGAAAAUGACAAAGAGCUUUUGCAAAAUUGGUCAAGUUCUAACCUGAUCAAUGAUGGCAAAUUCUUAGCAACAACAGCAUUGAGAAUACAGCUAUAAACUUUUACUGUCGUAUUGAUAUGCUGGUCUACUUUAAUUUAAAAGUAAUAGCUCUGAGGGAGUCUUAAUCUUAGGCUUGCUGUUGCCUUUUUAAAUUUUGUGAUUAGGAAGCGUGCUUUUUCAGUUAAAACUCAUGAAGUGCCAGCUCUUCACUUAAAAGUAUACAUGUACAGCAUGUAUGACCAAAUAGACUACUUCCUUAAAAAUUAAUACUUGCAAGGGUUGUUUUCAUACCUAGCAUUAAGUAUGUGCACUUUUACUGACGUGCAGGAGAAGGGUCUUUUGAUAGCCCCAAGUGGUUUUUGCUUUACAGAAUAAAUAAAUAAAUUUUAAACUCCUGUAGCGGUCAAAAACUUCAGGCCUCCUGUUGCUUAGUUUUGUAUUUAGUUUAUGUAUCAUUGUUGCUGACUUCUGAAGGCCAACUAGAAAUCUGUCAUCAGAACUUGGUGCUUUUGAUAUUUGACUGUUCUGUAAACCACCAAAGUUUUGCAUUUCCUAGGGCAGUCAGUUACAAAGAGUUUCUGGGACAUCCAGAAACUUUGUGGGACAAUCUGGAGACAUGCACAUAGCCAAUCUUUUUGCUAGAAUUAUUAUGUAUCAUUAGAGAUAUUUCAUGCUCAAAAAGUUUUGAGAUAGGACUUUUCAAAUAUCCUUACUGUCAAUUAAAAAUCUAAAGGAACUAUAGUAUGACAGCACUCUGUAUUACUUUACUGUUCUGUUGGAUGCUUAGAUGAAAAAGUAACGAAGUCUAGUUUAAUCAUUUGGGUGGCAAUUACUGAAACUGUUAGAUUAUUCGUCAAGGAGAAUACUGUCUAUAGAAACUCAGAUUUUUAUUUUUUUUUAAUAGACAAAAUAAAGUAACUCAUGGCCAUUAAUUUCUGAGAAUAUAAGAAAGCAUAGUUGUAAUUAAUUAAAGAAACACUCUAGUAUUUAAAAAUCUAGCUUGAAUGUAGAUUUAGAUACAUGGGCUUAUAAUGAAUUCUGUAUGUGGCCAUAGAGUUACCAAAUCCUAAGUGUGGACAGUGCUUUUGUUUUAGAGGCAAGGUAAGAUUGAUAUGAGGAUCAUUACUGAGGAAUAUCUAAUAAAGUAAUGCAUUCUUUUUAACUGCCAGAAGUUGUAUUUUGACAGGAUCAAUAAUACAGUAUUAAACAUUGUCAUUAGCAUCUGUGCCUUAUUUUAAAUGAAUUUUUUACUGUUUUCAGGCAGCUACUAGACUGUAAGAACAGGAUUCAGGUAUUAUUGUAUUAUUAAAUGAUUUUUUCCAUCAUGUUCUUAAUUCAUUUAAACUAUUCGCACUAAUAUUCAGGCUCAGCUUCUUGUAUUCUCUCUAGUUCUUAAAUGGCUAGGAACAGUUUUGCUGUUGCAAAAUGUAAAUGUAUAAUACCUGAUCAAAGUUGGCAUGAGUUAAAUGUCUUAUCCUCUGUGUAACUUUACUAGAUUCAUAGAGUUGUCCCAGUGAAUCAAAGUAUUAAGUUUCAGCUACCCCAUGCAUAAAUGCUAAUCUUUGUGACCGUUUAUAAAAAUGGUGUUUCUAGGAUGUGUCAGAAGAUCCAGGCAGAAUUAAUCCUUUUCCUGUUCGUGUGGUGCAGAAGCAUAUGUGUACUUGAGGAUGAAGGAUGCCUCCACAAAGCUGUUCUUCAUGUCAUACCACUUGAUACAAAACUGAUGUCUUUAGAAAACAGUGUCUUUUGCCUCAGUGUUCCCCAAAAGAACUUGAGGCUGUUUUGCUGAAGGAGUACUUUUAAGUGUGACCCAGAAUUUGCUCAUCCCCUAAACUGAAAUUAAAGAAUCCUUCUGGCAAACUGUCUUUUUCUGCAGGGCUCAAAAAAAAAAAAAAGUCUGGUAUUUUGUAAAUGUAAGUGGCCAAGCCGAGGUAUUGCUGAUAGCUGGCUGAAGAGUGGAGGUGGAAAAAUACCCAUUAAUUAGCUGAAUAUGAAGAAGUUUGCGUGUCUUAAUGAUUAUGUAUGGCUUUAUUUUGAAGGAGCUAUGCCUAUUUCUCUUUUAUCACACAGGUACGUCAGUUCCACAUUCCUUAAUAGUGCUUGCAGAUUGUUGCUGGCAUUAAAAAAAAUAGCAUCAGCCCUCCAAGAUCUUUCCCUCUGCAGUGAGAUAUAAAUAUUUUGGUUUUUUUUUCCUCUCCUGUUAUUGUUGCUUUAUCAGAGUCCACAGUUUUAACACUUGAGGUGCAGGAGGGAUGGGAGAGUAGGAAGUGACGAAAAGUAUGCAUGCCCUAUGCUCAGUGACAUCAGCUCCGCUGCAUUAUAAAGCAGGCUGUAUUUUCAUUUCCUGGCCUCUGAAGUGAGCAACUUUGGAGUUAAAUGUCUUUAAUACAUUUUGCAUUGAAGAGAUAAAGGUUUUGAAGAUGGAUGCUACAGUGUUAAUUUGUCCUUUGGGGUUUUUUUUGGUUGGUUGGUUGUUUCGGGGUUUUUUUGCAGGUGUGGGUUUUUUGUUUGUUUGUUUGUUUUUUUCUUCUUUCUUGAAAGAUCGGUCAUUCUUAUGUGUGGAAACUUGAAAGUUUCUUAUGUGAAACUUAUAUUUUAGACUUAGCAAGUGGUUGCUUUUUGCCAGUUCAUCUUGACAAAUCUUCCAGUUCUACGGAAGACUGAAUGUCAGUCUUAGUGUGGAGAUUUGCAGCUAUUGUUUGCGCCUAGUUUAUUGGUGCAAAGUGAAACUGGUGGUUCAUAGUCAACUAUUUCAGAAUACAAAACCAUGCAAAUUGUGGUACCGGUGUAAAGUUAUUCUAGCUUUCCACAACAAAUGCUUACGUUUAUGGAAGCCGUUGAUUCUUUCAAGAGGAACUUUAUAUUGAGCUGAUGUUGCAUUAGUGAAGGAAAAAAACAAAGCAGUUUUUAAUAGCCUUGGUAAAAGCCAGACAGUGUAGUCUUAAUUUUUGCCUUCAGUCUACCAUCCUACACACAGUAAUCAUUGUAGGCUACAGAUAAAAGAUUCACAGAGAAAUAGAUUGAGCAUGCUUGUGUUAUUAGUGCUUAUGUUAUCGGUCUUUAAAUAAUUUAUGUUUAUUCCAUGGGUUAAAUAGCUUGGUUUAUUUCUCAGAAUAAGACUAAAUGCAGCAAUUUUUCUGCCCCUUUCCACAUAUAUUCUUUAGCACUUAAUGAUGUUAUUUAUUGCUCAUCUACUUUAAAUAUACUGAGUGUGUCUUGUUAGAAGUGAGGAGGGGAAGAUGAGAACGCUAGACAAAACACAGGGCUAGCUGUUUAACAUGAUUCAGUUAGAAGCAACUGAAAAAUUUUUAACUUCAAAACUUUUCACGCAAAUUUUGUUAAUACCUACAAAUUGAAGUGUGCACUCACAGCUUGAAGUUUGACUUUGAACUUGGUUGGAAAAAAAUAAAGUGCUUUCUGUUCUAAAUAACUGUAGCUGCAGAAUUGUUUCUGUUGGUUUUUUUUGUGUGUUGAGUAGUAAGCUGGACUUGGAUACUAACCUGCCAUAAGGGAGGCAGGAAGUGUAGCACUGUCCCUUAAAGGGAUAAAAUGGAAAUAUCCACAUAGUCUUCAACUGUUGCAGACCUAGAAUAUUUUUGUUUCUGUACUGAUGGGAGUUUUGUAGUAUAUCUCUUUAGAUUGUGACUGCUGAUCAUUGCUGUAAAAUGAUAUCUGCUACUUUCAGCUUGAAUGUGGUUGAAUGUUGUGAAUCCAUAGUGGUUGUGAUUCAUAUGGAUCACUGCUUCAGUUCAGGCAGUCAGUGCUUUGAGUGCUCUAGUGUAGAUGAGCAACUAAGUGUUGGGGUCUCAAACAUCUGUUCUUUGCUGUAACAAAACACAAGAACACCCACCUUUAUCUUUCCCACCUUUUUAUUCUUCCCUUAUUCUUUUAUUUAAGUGCUUAGAACCAUUUGGAUCACCUUUGGAAAGUGAUAGAUGCUAAAAUGUGAUAAAAUACGUUUACACAUUCUUCUGAUUUUUUUAAAUACAGUUCU